AUGAGGAAGACCCAAGAAAAUUGUGACAAUAUGAGGCCCAGGUUGGCCCAGGUUUGGGAAGGACCGACUAGUGAUGACUUCGAUCCUGUUGGUAGAGAUGGUUAUUACUUCAACGGAUUCAUGGAUCGAUACGAUGCCAUUAGAUGUGCAAACAGUCACUCAAACCUUCAAGAAGAUCUGAUAGAGCAUUUUUGGAACGUACUUGGUGUAUAUGAAUGGGAUGGUAACAAUCCACUGCCUCCUGAACUGUGGCUUUUACCGUACUUUCUCCCAGUACACCCAGGCCGAAUGUGGUGUCACUGUAGGAUGAUAUACCUGCCCAUGUCAUAUUUAUACGGCAAGAGAUUUCCCACCGCCCGUCCCAUCAAUGGCCUUAUUAUAUCCCUCAUAACAGAGCUUUAUACCUUUCCCUAUCACCUGAUUGAUUGGGACCAAGCAAGAAAUCAAUGCGCCAAGGAGGAUUUGUAUUACCCACAUCCCAUUUUACAGGACGUGCUGUGGGGGUGUCUUCAUAAGGUUGGGGAACCUCUUCUCAUGAGAUGGCCAUUGUCUAACCUCAGGCAAAAAGCUCUCACCACUGUGAUGGACCACAUACACUAUGAGGAUGAAAGCACUCAGUAUAUCUGCAUUGGAGCUGUCAAUAAGGUACUAAACAUGAUUUGUUGUUGGGCGGAGGAUCAGAAUUCAGAAGCGUACAAGUGUCAUCUUUCAAGAAUCAAAGAUUAUCUAUGGGUUGCAGAAGAUGGAAUGAAAAUGCAGGGAUCGAUUGGAUCUCAAUGCUGGGAUGUUGCUUUGGCUGUUCAAGCAAUCCUUUCUACCAACCUUGUGAAUGAAUAUGGUUCCGUGCUUAAGAAGGCGCACCAUUUCAUCAAAAAUACACAAGUUAGGAGAGGCAGCUAUGGCAAUCUGCGUUACUGGUACCGUCACAUUUCUAAGGGCGGAUGGCCCUUCUCCACUGCAGACAAUGGUUGGCCUGUCUCAGAUUGUACAGCUGAAGGUUUGAAGGCAGCACUCUUAUUAUCACGUAUGCCCUGCGAAAUUGUGGGAGAAGCAAUAGCAGCUGAUCAACUGCAUGAUGCUGUUAAUGUAGUAUUAUCCCUACAGAACAGCAAUGGAGGGUUUGCAUCAUAUGAACUCACAAGAUCCUAUGCUUGGCUGGAGAUGAUCAAUCCAGCUGAAACAUUUGGAGAUAUGGCUAUUGAUUAUCAGUAUGUGGAAUGCACAUCAUCAGCAAUUGAAGGCCUUAAUGCAUUCAUGAAAUUAUAUCCAGGGCAUUGGAAGAAAGAAAUAGAAGCAUGUAUUGCAAAGGCAGUUCAAUUCAUCGAGAGCAUACAACUUCCUGAUGGCUCAUGGUAUGGGUCUUGGGGAGUUUGCUACACCUAUGGAACAUGGUUUGGAAUAAAGGGGUUAAUGGCUGGUGGCAAGACCUAUCAAACAAGUAAUAGCAUUAGAAGAGCAUGUCAUUUCUUGCUAUCUAAGCAACUCGAUUCAGGUGGCUGGGGAGAGAGCUUUCUCUCAUGCCAAAACAAGGUAUACACAAAUCUCGAAGGGAACAAACCACAUAUAGUAAACACUGGAUGGGCUACGUUGGCUCUAAUUGAAGCAGGGCAGGGUGAAAGGGACCCGAUCCCCUUGCAUCGAGCAGCAAAGGUAUUGAUCAAUUCACAGAUGGAAAAUGGAGAUUUCCCACAACAGCAAAUCAUGGGAGUCUUCAGCAAAAAUUGCAUGAUUAGUUACUCCGCCUACAGAAAUAUCUUUCCCAUCUGGGCACUUGGAGAGUAUCGAAACCGGGUAUUGCUACUUAACAAAUGAAUCAAU
Molecule: messenger RNA, 1818 nt
Organism: Rosa chinensis
Lineage: Eukaryota; Viridiplantae; Streptophyta; Magnoliopsida; Rosales; Rosaceae
Product: cycloartenol synthase 2-like
Exons: 16
Coding region: 1-1812 (603 amino acids)
Biological process (GO): triterpenoid biosynthetic process
Cellular component (GO): lipid droplet
Molecular function (GO): intramolecular transferase activity
Source: RefSeq, a predicted model, not a curated record